CAAAACGACAAUAAAAAAAACUAACAGACUUGAGAGACUACUUGGCUUGGUUGCCUGUUCUUUUUUUCUCAAUCUUUACUCGCCUAACUGUAUUCAAAAUGGGCUGUGUGCGUAUCGAUUCGUAUUGUUCGUGACCGAUAGUGCGAUAUGUGUGAUAUUUUUUUAGCUGGGUUGUGCAGUGCAAUUUCCCAUUGCAGGCAGUACACACUGCUACAAUACGAGUGUGUUUCCUUUAAUUGUCGUUCCCUAAUCACUAUGUAAUUAUUCACACGGCUGGGCUACCGAAUGAAAUAUGUAAACAAAAGAAAAGUAACAAUCAAAUUGAUGGGCUGAAAGAGUGUAGCAUGUGCGAUAAUGUGUGGAAUCUAAUUGAGGAGAAAAAAAACAGUGAUUGAUGUGUGUGUGUUUGGUUGAGAUCAUUGUUGCCACAUUCUGUGGACAUUUACAACAUUUUUUAAUACCUGACAUUUCAAUCGUUUUCAUUCAUAAACAGUACGAAACGACUGGCUAACGGCUGAAAAAAUGGGCAAAGAAGCUGAACUUUUGGAUGCAGCUCGAAAUGGGAACAUAACAUUAAUCGAAAAAAUCCUCAGCCAAAGAGGUAAAAGGAGUGGUCCAUUGGCUAGCUUACGACGAGGUCCCGGCGCCAAUAUUCAAGACAGCGCCGGAUAUUCGGCAUUGCAUUAUUCAAGUCUGAAUGGGCAUAUUGAAUGUGUUCGAUUGCUGUUGAUGCACGAAGCCUCUGCCAAUUUACCAGAUAGUCGAGGUUCAUCGCCACUCCAUUUGGCGGCAUGGGCAGGACAUCAAGACAUUGUGAAACUAUUGCUUACUCAAUCGAAUCGACCAGCAAAUCCGAAUUUACAAACCAUUGACAAUGAAACACCGUUGCAUUGCGCUUCACAGCACGGUCACACCGGAGCACUGUGCACACUUUUAGCACACGGUGCCAAUCCGAAUAUGGUGAAUAGCCGCGGUGAGAAGCCACUCGAUUUGGCCGCACAAUAUGGUCGACUACAAGUCGUUCAAAUGCUAGUUCGUGCUCAUCCCGAGCUCAUUCAUCCGUAUAAAAAACAUUAUAAUGAUAAAAAACGCAGCAUUCACACACAUACACCACUCCAUUUGGCCAGUCGUAAUGGCCAUAAACAUGUCGUUGAGGUACUUUUAGCGGCUGGUGUUGAUGUUAAUAUUCUGACCACGACUGGAACGGCUCUGCACGAAGCGGCACUUUGUGGUAAAGACUCGGUUGUGAAAAUUCUACUUGAAUACGGCACGGAUUUAGGUGUGACCGAUAGCGAAGGACGAACUGCACUUGACCUAUUGAAACAAUUUCCACCGCAUGUUACUCGAGGAAUUGUAUCAGUCAUUAACAAUUACCAAAAUUCAUUGGCAUUGAGCAAUAGCGAGCAGGAAGACAUUUUAAAAGUGUCGCGAAAUAUACCAUCUCGUGAAAGUUAUUAUGACGAUCAGUCAUAUCAUUCAAGGGGUACCCGAGAUAGUCAUGCAUGGAGCUCAUACAGCAACGACGCAAGUAGCAUGUUGGAGAGUCCUUCGUCGUCAGUAGGUAGUUUGGAUCCGGCAUCGCCUCGAAUGCGUGCGGGUGGUGAUAACAACGGUGGAUUCUAUGUGACAAUGACGCCACUAAAUAGUAAUUCAAAAGUAUCGCCGACACCGCCAAAGAAGCCGCCGCGUCGAAAUUUAUCGAUUUCACCGAGCACAUCAAAAUCCAUCGUAUCAGCACGAAGUAAUAUGAGCGGUAGUAGUAGUCAAACGUCACCGUAUGAGUAUCUAUAUUUGGCACAAAGUGGCGACAAAAAAUCGACUAUGAAUAAAGCAGCCAGUGUGGAUCAAUGCCAAAAUUAUGUGAAAAUGAUGAGUCCAGCUGCAAAGGAGAAGCACGAAGCCGUACUUAAGCAAAUGAGUGAGCAUCUAAUGAAAUCGGCUGGCAAUAUGGACGAAGAUGGAGACUCAAUGCUAGCCGCACCGCUUCGAUCAUACAAUCCAAAUCGAAAACUGAGACGCAUCCGUGAUAAUUAUGACUAUAGUCAAAAUGGGUCACGUCACAGUUACGGCAACAACAGUAGCCACAAUGAUAACGACAACACUCCAAUGUCACCGUCUAACUAUAGACAACCUCCGACGCCCGAUCAUCCACCGCCAAACGCAAAAACAGCUGAACGAGUCAUUCUCGACCGCAUACGGCCACUAAGUCAGGAAUAUCGACGAUCGAUGGCCAUGCUGGAGUAUAUUCGUCACUCACAAAACGGAACGGCCACUUUCGGUGGAUAUGAAAAUCGGCACAGAAUGAAUAGUGAAAAGCGUGAGAAACGUCAAAGUGCACCGCAGCCAAUGAAACAAAUGUCGAAUCGUCAUCAUCAUCAUCGUCAAUCGUAUCAGGAGAAUGUGGUGCCACCGCCGCAGAUGUACUCAAGCUCAAGCCGAUCACGGCAUCGAAUCGCAAAUAAUCGUGACAGUAGUUUAUCACCAUGCUCAUCCGAUGUCAUAAUGUCAUUAAAUGCAUCUAGUGGAUCGCUUAGUUCAUCAUCUGAUCGUAGUGCAUCGACCGAUUGUGUUGAAUAUGUUACAGACGUUCCGUUUGCUGGCUUAUUCAAGGGAUCGACCAUGACUUUAGAUAAUCCGAAUUUAAUUACUUACGGCACGGGUAAUUCCAAUUCGGAUUACAAGUACUAUCAAUCGAUGGCAUCCGAACAACAACAGCAACAACAAUAUAAUAAAUCCUAUCGAUCACCAGCCAACAACAAUCAACCGUCGAAACGGCAACACCAAGUACCCGAAGUGCAAUCACAAAGAUCAUCGUUACAAUCUCAUCAGAAUUUGCCAAAGCCAAUCACACAAUAUCAUCAUCGGCCCGAACGGCCCAAAACAUUAGACACGCAACCAACAUCACAUGCUGCACUCAAAUCCAAUGUGUUCAAUUCGUCGUUGUCAUCGUCGCCGGUGAAUUGUUCAAAUCAAGCCAAAACACCAUUGUCCGAAGAUGAAUUGCGGUCGGAGGAGAAAAGCGGACGGAAUAGUGAUAGUUCACGAUUGUCAGUGCCAAAUGCGAUCGUUUCAGCGCAGAAGCUUAGCAGCGGCAGCAGUGAUAAGAGUGUGCCGUUCGAUGAGCAAGAAGAAUGGAAAAAGAUUUCCGAAAUUAUGGCCAAUUUUGGCACUGAUUCGGAUCUCCUCCAAGAUUCGAGCACAAUAAACAAUUCGAAUCGACGACGAGACUAUCAGAAUCGUGGUGAAAAUGGGCGUAGCAAUAGCAUAGCCGGGUUUACAUGUACCGAAAUUGAUCGACAUCGCAACGCGAUGAAAAGCACGGAAUCGGUGAAUAGCAAUGCGCAACGACGAUCGGGAUCACAAUCACCGCACGGUCAACUCAUGAACUUCCUGUACGACAACCAAUUGGACGAAUUGAGCAAUAUUCUGUACGACAAUGGAUACGAUGAUAUCGAUUUUAUCAAAGGCAUUCUGGACGAUAGUGAUCUUGAAGUGAUGGAUAUUAAACCUGAACUACGAAAAAAACUAUUGGCAGCUAUUGAAAAUGAUCUACAGAAACCGGCACGAGCCAUCACCUCAUUCGAUAAAGCGAUCGUCGAUAAUAAAUCCACUGCGUACCAUUCGAUGAACACAAACCACGAUAAACUACCCAAUUCAACGGAUUCCGGCAUCAAUUUGAAUCACAACAAUAACAGUUACAGCACAAUUCCAAAGCAAGCGAAAGGAUUGAACAGUGAUGAUGCCAAUGGAACACUCAGCGUCAAUGAUUGGCUCGUUAGCAUUCGGCUAAUGCAAUAUGCAGAAGUUUUUAGAAAACAUUUGUACACUGAUAUGGAGCGCAUUAGUCGCAUUUGGGAAAUCGAACUUCAGGCGGUGCUGGAAAUCAACAAAACUGGACACCGAAAGCGAAUACUGUAUUCCGUUGGUGCCACACCACCCAAAAAUAUCAAGAAAUCACUUGAAAAACUCACCAAAUCGACGAAUGAUGUAGCGAAUAAGACGAGCUCCUCCCAACGAUCGUCGCUGUCGAUAUCGUCGCAUGACAGCAAAGAAGGUGUUGUUGAGAAUCGACCAAACCACCGGAAAAAUCGUCAAGCACCAAAACCACCGACGCAACAACCAAAAUCCGUUGACGAAAAUAAUCUCAAUAAUUUGGUUGAAACAACAUCAAAUCUUGAAAUUCGAGCACCCUCCGAAUUGCUGUUGGGCUUCCCAACCGGACUACGUCAACAGUGGCGACACUCGGCUGAGGUUCUUAUCGCUAGCGCCGUAAAAUAUGAAGUGAAUUACCUUGGAUCAACGGUGAUAAAAGAGUUACGUGGCACGGAAUCGACCAAAAAAUCGAUUCAAAAGCUGAAGAAGAACGAAAAAAUCAUGGGAGUGAAUCCGAUCGACAAUUCAAUCGGAUUCCCAGGCAAAACACAUCACAAUACCAAACGAGCUGUUUUCAUUUUGAUUUCAUAUCGUGGCGUUCAAUUUGUUGAUCCACAGACUCAGGGUACAAUUUGUGAGCACGAGAUACGGAAUAUAAACUGUGCAUGUCAGGAUGCGGAUGAUUUGUCACAUUUUGCGUACAUCACAAAGGACUCUGACAAUAAUACACACUACUGUCAUGUGUUUAAUGUCGUUAGCAUGGAUUUAGCCACCGAAAUCAUUUUAACAUUGGGCCAAGCGUUCGAAGUGGCCUAUCAGAUAGCGCUUAGAAAAUCAACGCCAACCACACCGAUUCGAAGUCCGGUGAACAGUAGCAAUUCACUUGUGAAACCUUAAACACACACAUAUGCGACCGAAACAUCUAACCGUAGAUCUAAACUAGACUUUUUAAUCAAAUCAAAAGAGAAAAAAAAACCACAAACAAACACAUUAUCAUUAAACUAAAUGGGAAGAAAAGUCAUAGACUCAACAGAGUAAAAUAAUUAGUCAAAUGAAUUGUUUCUUGUCUUUUGUGCGUAAGUUGAAAUUGUUGUAUUAGUUACGACGCAUGAAGAGAGAUAUGGAUGGGAGGCAGCAAGCGGUGAAUGAUGAUUGAAAACGAAUGAUUGAAACGAUGCAAAAGCCCCACCAUCGAAAAAAAGGAAAGUUGAAACUGACUCAAAUUGCUGAUCUGAAAUAAAAAAAAAUAUUCGUUGGGCGGGUGUUUUGCAUGGUUUCGAUUGUGUUUAACAAACUCUAUUCAAUUUCGAAUAAUUUCGACCAACUAUUUAAUCAUAGAUGAAAUACAAAAUGAAUUGAAGAAACAUUCAUAGCUUUAUACGAAACGGAUGACAUGUAAACUAUGCGUGAAAUAGAAAAAGGCAACGUUUUGUUUUUGUUCAAAUAA
Molecule: messenger RNA, 5320 nt
Organism: Sitodiplosis mosellana (orange wheat blossom midge)
Lineage: Eukaryota; Metazoa; Arthropoda; Insecta; Diptera; Cecidomyiidae
Product: ankyrin repeat and SAM domain-containing protein 1A-like
Exons: 17
Coding region: 523-4770 (1415 amino acids)
Cellular component (GO): cytosol
Molecular function (GO): protein binding
Source: RefSeq, a predicted model, not a curated record